UGGUGGGCGUGCAAUACGUGUAUUAAUACCCUGGGUCCCGGGCUUACCACGUGCCGGGACCGGGACCUGUGCCAGAGGUCGCGUUAAAGAGUAAUCAGCUGCAUUCUUCAGACCAGGAAGGCGAAUGUCUGCGACGACAGCGACGACGACGACGGCGACGGAAACGAUACGGAUGCUGUCAGAAUCAGAUGGCGUCUUGCCACUGAAGGCAGACUCCUCCGACGGGUCUCUUUCGUCUACAGAUGUGAACCUCCAGUCGCUAUACAACCCUGCUGCGAGGGCUUUUCUUCAUCACGAUCAUGUUGUUGCUGAGAACCUUAUUGCAUCUGCUUUCACAAUAUUGCGGCCACCCAUCGUCCCUGCUCCCGACAGCUUGGACUCUCAUCGCCGCAAGUGGGACAUUCUCCGCAUUACUUUGGAGACUACAGCCUACACCACCCCUUCAGACCGCGAUGCUCUACCACCUGCUCUUCGUGAGACCCUGAUGUUGUCGCCACAGUUAUUUGUUAACACCGCCCAUGCACGUUCGCUCUCACUCUUCACGCCGUCUUCGUUACCUCGUAGGCCUUCCUCUGCGUUCCUACCCCAUCAAGUCCUUAUCACCCUCGCUGCGUCCAGUCUCAAAGUCAACUGUCCAGCAGUUGGCAGGGAGAUAGUGGAGGAUUGGCUUGGCAAUCGCGGCCAGUAUGACUACAUCCCUUCAACGCGGGAGGCCUACGAGAAAGUCCUCGAGCUGUAUUGCCUCUAUAUCUUACCCGCUCUCCAGGAAUGGGAAUACUCAAAGGAAUUUCUUCAAUUUGAGAUUGAACUACCGCACGAGAAACGCAUCGAGUUUCAGAAGAAUAUUGAAAACCUUCAGGAGCGUGCCGGAAAAGGUCUGCCCGCAUUAACGCCAGCGUGUUCUACUUCCUCUCUACGUCCGUCUUCCCCUACACCUUCGUCAUCCUCCUCGAGCUCUUCAAUGUCCACACUUUCUACUCGUACCGUAACUCCAAUGUCAAGGCUGUCCUCUGCCCAAUCUAAGCCCAGAACGCCCUCAACAACAUCAGUGGCGUCCGCAGCGUCUGAUGCUACAGUCAAGAGGCGUCCAUUCGAGCAACACCAAAGGGGUCACACGCCUCCUGUCAGGGCAAGUCCAAGUGCAAGUCUCGUGCGAAAAGCACGAACGAGCACUUCCGUGGUGGAAACAUCCGAGCCACCAAAUCUUCUAGCAUUGAUACGAGCAUAUCUAUACAGAUGCUUCACAGUGAACCGGUUUACAGCGCUUUCGGUACUAUUUUUGCUGCUGCCGGUGCUGUCGUACUUGAUCCGCCUACGGCGUACUCGAGGGAGUAAUUUACCAGCCUCAACGACGGAUCAGGUAAAACGACGGCUGCUCGACAGCCGAAAUGACUCCUUCGUACGAAGGAUGUGGGACGAAAUAGUUAAGGCUGUUAUCGACACAGUCCGAAUGGGAGGAAGCGGACUGGUCUAGGAGAGGCGAGAAUACCAGCAAGUGGGCGUUGUCCCGUUUUAUUUUUAUUUUGACUAUCGUCAUAGCCCUGUACUGCACAGCCAGCCAGUUACCAAGCUCUUUGUCUGUUCAUAUCUUCUGUCCUGGUUUCACUCUCGCCCUUCGUUAUCAACCUCUUCGCUGCUGCUGUGGCUUUUUGCUUAACAGAUGCACAAAAUUAGGACACCAAGAGG
This is a messenger RNA of Pisolithus orientalis, 1686 nucleotides long. RefSeq lists its product as uncharacterized. The record is from RefSeq and is a predicted model, not a curated record. Bases 125 to 1474 code for a protein of 449 amino acids. The transcript is spliced from 2 exons. Lineage: Eukaryota; Fungi; Basidiomycota; Agaricomycetes; Boletales; Pisolithaceae.